Vitis riparia (riverbank grape) is the source of this 862-nucleotide messenger RNA. RefSeq names its product FCS-Like Zinc finger 15. The record is from RefSeq and is a predicted model, not a curated record. Bases 140 to 574 code for a protein of 144 amino acids. Lineage: Eukaryota; Viridiplantae; Streptophyta; Magnoliopsida; Vitales; Vitaceae. The transcript has 2 exons.
AUCCUCCCCAUCGUACUGUCUCCACCCUUCUAUUUAUCUUCCUCGUUUUUCAUCAACCAAAACUCGCCGUCGCCACCACCCACCACCCACCACCAGGCCACCACCGCCCUCCGUAGGGACCAAAGAAGGACGAUGAGAUAUGGUGGGACUCAGUAUUGUAUUGGAAGCCCAGAAGGGUAUUAACAAGAAAACCCCACAAGUCAUUAACAAAAUCACCAUGAUGACCAAACCCACUCCUUUUCCUUCACCUCCUGCACGUUGGAAUUCUCACUCACCUCUCCUCCCGGCGGCCACCACUUUUCUCGACGAGUGCUUUCUCUGCAAGCAAAAACUCUUGCCUGGAAAAGACAUCUACAUGUACAAAGGAGACAGAGCUUUUUGUAGCGUGGAGUGCAGGUGCAGGCAGAUAUUCAUGGACGAGGAAGAGACUGUUAGAAGAGACAACUGUUCAUUGGCGGCCAUGAAACCCACUUCGGCUUCUUCUUCUCCAUCUUCUUCUUCUUCUCCGUCUUCCUCUACUUCUUCCCGUCUUCGCAAAGGGACCCGCACCAGAGCGGGCGGGUUUGCCUAUUGACCCGGAAACCCGGGAGGUGUGAUUCCAGUUUUACCCCGUCUCGUCCAUUUUGUAAUGGCUGUGAUAGCCUCUGUCGUUUUGCUUCCUAGUAUGAAGGCAAAGAAUGUUUUGACCCUUUUACCCUUUUCUCUCAGCCCACGGUUUCUAUCAGGAAUCCGCUGUUUUUGCUUCUUGGCGUGUCAGGAGGGUAUUUUUGGUGUUUUGUGGUAUAUUUGAAAAUGUGAUUAACUAAGAGACUCAUUGUGGUCAAAAUCUUUAAUCAGAUAAGAUAAAAGAGUUAUUGGCUCA